GUAUUACGCAACAAUACGCACAAUCCAUAACAUUAUGUUCACAAUCAAUUUCUAUGGAGAUGGAAUGUUUGAUUUCUCCAGAAUGUCAGAAUGUUAGCUAAAAACAUUAGUUUGCGCCAACCCAAGCACGAACACCUUUGCGAAUUAGCUACGAUUACUCAUCUUUAUUUUGAGUUAUUGUCAAAAGUCCAUCUAUCAUUUGCUCAAAUAAUUCAUGGAUUUUAGCAAUAAAAUCCCGCGUGCCCUUUCUACAUCUGCACAGAUGUUCAGUCUGAGUGCUGAAUACCGUCAGACUGUAGAGCGGUGCUGGGACAAGAACUACUACAAUGAGCAGAAGAAACUGAUGAAACAGUUUUUGGUGCUCCAGAGACAAGGCCUCCAGUGUCAUGUCCCUCACCACACCACCGUGGAGGACAUGAGCAACUGGCUUAUUAAGAACAAGUCCCUGGAGCGAGCCCCAGUACUGCAAAACGAUGAUGAGGAAGUGAAUCGCUGGUUGGGGUUCAGAAAGGAAGCAGAGGAAGGGAAUGACAUUAGUCACCUGACCUGGGAGGUGAACACUCAACUCAGAAUGAGGGACGUUGAACAUGAGGCUUUUACUGAGCUGGCCACCGACCUUAGUCAGGCCAUUAACUCACUUGACUUUACUGCUGAUCUCUCCUACCUAAACCCUGAGGUCUGCGAUGAAGUUGUAAGAGCUCGAAAGAGCAUUUCCCAGAGCCUGGCCUUCCAGCCGUACUCUGAGCUGUGCUGUCCCUCUAAGGUGGUGGUGGACAUCGUGUCCAGGCUGCUCCAGGCCCUCUGGUCCUGCCAGAUGGAAAGCCCCUGUGACCGGUCCUCCAUGGCCCUGAGUGACAUGAGUGUCACCAUAGUGCUGGCAGUAGUGGAGAACCUCUCUAGAGUUCUGAAGGCUCCUCCUGUCGCUCAAGUCUACUACUCCCGUUCCACUGGUGUCAGGAUGGUCCACUCACUCAACCGUAAGAUCCAGUGCCUAAACAGCCCUGAGGACCUUAGGAGAGCUCUUUUCACCCAAAGUUCCACCUUGAUCAGCACCAUCAUUGAAGCUGUGAGCACCAAAGUCCAGAGGCUGUUUGAAGCUCCUGCUGACUACAUUCCAUUAAGCUCUAUCCGCAGCUGGCUAUCAGAGCCCAAGGCAAGCGAGGUUCGUCCAAAGUGCCCUGACCAGCUGGUAAUCUCCUCGGAGCUCCUGAGGAACAUCAUUGGCAUGAUAGUUUAUGUAGUCUUCGAAGGCCACCUAGAGGAAGACAUCAACCUUCAUUACUGGCCCCUCAUAAACGACAUAAUCCACCAGCUGUCACUGUGUGGGGUCAAAGUCACAAAGAAAGGGAGCAAGGCCAACUGGCACAUUGGCUGGUACCAGAUCCUUGAGAUGGUGACAAAUAUCCAUACUCAUCUUCAUUACUACUGGCACGGAGCUGGUACUAAAGUUGGCAACAUCUGCCAGGGCCACCAUGCUAACGAGGCACAUGGUUCACCAUGUGGUCGAGGAGCUGGUAAAGCUGAAGGACGUGGAUGA
This is a messenger RNA of Oncorhynchus gorbuscha (pink salmon), 1537 nucleotides long. RefSeq lists its product as uncharacterized. NCBI's taxonomy places the organism in Eukaryota, Metazoa, Chordata, Actinopteri, Salmoniformes, Salmonidae. The coding region runs from base 215 to 1537 and encodes 440 amino acids. The transcript has 7 exons. The record is from RefSeq and is a predicted model, not a curated record.